Molecule: messenger RNA, 690 nt
Organism: Gloeophyllum trabeum ATCC 11539
Lineage: Eukaryota; Fungi; Basidiomycota; Agaricomycetes; Gloeophyllales; Gloeophyllaceae
Product: uracil-DNA glycosylase
Exons: 8
Coding region: 1-690 (229 amino acids)
Biological process (GO): base-excision repair, AP site formation via deaminated base removal; base-excision repair
Cellular component (GO): nucleus; mitochondrion
Molecular function (GO): uracil DNA N-glycosylase activity
Source: RefSeq, a predicted model, not a curated record
AUGGGAGAAAGCUGGUAUCAUGCGCUGACGCCCGAGUUUUCCAAGUCAUACUUUCAGGAACUCAAGCAGUUCCUCAUAUCGGAACAGAAGCAGGGCGUCAUAUAUCCUCCGCCUAAAGACAUCUACGCAUGGUCACGGAUCACCUCUCUUGACUCCGUCAAAGUGGUUGUUAUCGGGCAAGAUCCCUAUCAUGACGUGGGACAAGCUCAUGGACUAGCAUUCUCCGUCCUGCCACCGACCAGAGUUCCUCCGUCCCUCCGAAACAUCUACAAGCAAAUCAAAGCAGACGUCCCAUCCUUCAUCAUACCAACCACAGGCGACCUGACGCCCCUGGCCAAGCAAGGCGUCCUCUGUCUCAAUACCUGCCUCACUGUGCGUGCGCACAAGGCCAACUCGCACGCCGGCAAAGGCUGGGAGACGUUCACGUCGGAGGUUCUUCGCGCGGUCACGUCCCGCAAGAGCGAGCGGGGUGUGGUGUUUUUUGCGUGGGGCAUACCUGCCCAGAAGACGUGCGAGAAGAUUGGGAUAGACGAGCACCUUGUUCUGAGAUCCCCGCAUCCUUCGCCGUUAUCUGCACACCGUGGAUUCCUAGGCAACGGGCACUUCAAGGCCGCCAAUGCCUGGCUGCGCGAGCGCUACGGGGACGGAGAAGAGAUAGACUGGACCGUCCUGAGCAGUGCCUCACCGUAA